AGAGAGACAGAGGGAGUGACUAACAGAGACAGAGAAUAAAUCAACGAGCAAGUAAGUGAGUGAGUGAGAGAGUGAGCGAGUGAGCGAGUGAGUGAGGGGUUUUUCCUGCAGCUCCCACUCUGUCUGGACAAAGCCCCGAGAGAGGAGAGCAGAACUGACCAGCAGGCAUCCCAAAGACACAGAAGACUUUAAAGACGUUCCCCAGUCUUCCUCUACCCUCUGUGGUUAGCGUGUGCAUCCCAUCAUGGCGAUAGUUUUUCACUCCUCUCCGCUGCUGUGGACUCGCGUGGCGGCCAUGAUUUUCUCCUGCGUGGCGUUCAGCGUGGCCCUGUACGGCGCCCAGCUCACCCAUGGCACGGGCGACUGGUGCAUCUUCUGCUGGAGCUUCAGCUUCGCGGGGACGCUCCUGGUGGUUCUGGUGGAGCUCUGCGGCCUGCAGGCCCGUGUCCCCGUCUCCUGGAAGAACUUCCCCAUCACGUUUGCCUGCUACGCCUCGCUCCUGUGCCUCUCAGCCUCCAUCAUCUUCCCCCUUUACUUCCUGAAGGGCUACAGCGGCCGUGACGAGAUGAUCAACUGCCGCAUUGUCUCCACCGUCUUCUCCUGCCUGGCCACCGUGGCAUACCUGAGCGAGGUCAGCCUGAGCAAGGCUCGGCCAGGAGAGGUGUCCGGAUACAUGGCGACUGCGCCCGGCUUGCUCAAGGUGUGCGAGACCUUCGUCGCCUGCGUCAUCUUCGUCUUCAUCAGCGAACCGAUUUCCUACGACCAGAACGCCGCCACCAAGUGGUGCCUGGCCGUCUACUGCAUCUGCUUCAUCCUGUCGGCGGGGAUAAUCGUGCUCUGUGUAGCCGAGUGGACGGGAUGCCUUCCGUUCCCCUUCGCCCGCUUCCUGUCCACCUACGCCCUGCUGGCCGUGGCCAUGUACCUGUCGGCCACCAUCAUCUGGCCCCUCUACAAGUUCGACGACAAGCACGGCGGCAAAAGCCACAGGCCCAACUCCUGCGGCUCCAUGGUAGGACUGUGCCCGUGGGACAAGAUGCUGGCCAUCGCCGUGCUGACCGGUCUGAACUUCAUCCUCUAUCUGGCUGACCUCAUCUACUCAGCCAGGCUGGUGUUCGUCUCUGUUUAACCCUCAUGCUUUUGCUGAGAUUGCCUUUAUUUCCUUGUUAUUUGGGCUCCUAGAGACCCCAAAGUAUGUUUAUAUGCUACAUUGGCUAUGAACAAAUAUAUGUAUACACAUAAAUAAAUGUUUGCCAUUACGUGUAAUUUUUAGUAGAAGUCUUCUGAAAAGUUUGUGAGCAUGCAAUUAAGAAAAGUUAUCAGUAUUAAGCUGACAAAUCAGUGUUAGGUGUGGUUUUUGAGGUGCUGGGGUCUCCAGGACCCCGAACAGAAAAGGGAUUAAGGGUGGACGGGGUGUGGAGAGGAGGAGAGAGGUGGAAGUAGAUGUUGCAGGAGAGAAGCCUGGCUUAUGGUCAGCGAGGCGUCUGUAGUGUUACUGUCAUAAACAUGAAGCUCACUUUAUCUUCAAGCUUGGUGGCCCACAAUCCUCAAAGUCGUCCUUAAGGGCUUUUAUCAUUAGUUGAUUUUGUCUUUAACAGCCUAAAACCAAUUAGAUCUAUCUAACAUUGCAUUUUGUACGUCUGCAGUGCUCUGAUUUUAGCAUUUAUCAGGCAGUUUUAGCCAUUAACAAAGCAUUUUUUCAUCCUUCAUCGCUAAUGUUUGUAAAUGGUAGGGAGGUGAUGGAGGGCCAUCCUAUCCACCCAGAUCCAGCCAGGUUAAUCUGGGA
Messenger RNA from Colossoma macropomum (tambaqui), 1783 nucleotides. RefSeq names its product myeloid-associated differentiation marker homolog. The record is from RefSeq and is a predicted model, not a curated record. Lineage: Eukaryota; Metazoa; Chordata; Actinopteri; Characiformes; Serrasalmidae. Bases 245 to 1126 code for a protein of 293 amino acids. The transcript is spliced from 2 exons. Gene Ontology annotation, cellular component: membrane.